Labeo rohita (rohu) is the source of this 2407-nucleotide messenger RNA. It is a transcript of the gene tspan31, whose product is annotated as tetraspanin 31. The record is from RefSeq and is a predicted model, not a curated record. Bases 124 to 762 code for a protein of 212 amino acids. Gene Ontology annotation, cellular component: membrane. The transcript is spliced from 6 exons. Lineage: Eukaryota; Metazoa; Chordata; Actinopteri; Cypriniformes; Cyprinidae.
GUCGGACAUCGCUACAGUGCUCGCCACAAGAGAAGAAGAACAGCUUAUAGCAUACUCACGGUAGCGAAAACAACAUCAGUAGCACCUCAUUUUCCCACACCGGUAAAUGCCUGAAGAUUCAACAUGGUUUGCGGAGGAUUUACGUGCUCGAAAAACGCCCUCUGUUCGCUAAAUGUAGUUUAUAUGCUGGUGGGUCUCCUGCUGAUUGUCGUAGCAGCAUGGGGGAAAGGCUUUGGCAUUGUCUCCAGCAUCCACAUCAUCGGAGGCGUGAUUGCCGUGGGCUUCUUUCUGCUGCUGAUCGCCAUUGUGGGACUCAUUGGAGCCGUCCAUCAUCACCAAGUCAUGCUUUUCUUUUACAUGGUCAUUCUCUUCAUCGUGUUCCUCUUCCAGUUUGGCAUUUCCUGUUCUUGCCUGGCCAUGAAUCAGGGUCAACAGGAGAAGCUGCUGGGCUCAUCCUGGGGAAUGAUGAGUAACGACACAAGGAUCAGUCUUGAGAAGAAGCUGGACUGCUGUGGCCUGUUUAACAAUACGCAGGACCAGACAAGGUUUCAGACUGACUUACACCUCUGUGAUGCUCCAUGUAUAAAAAAGAGCUCCUGCCUCAGCUGUGGUGAAAAGAUGCUCCAACAUUCAUCAGAAGCUUUGAAGAUCCUUGGAGGAGUCGGCCUCUUUUUCAGCUUUACGGAGAUCUUAGGAGUUUGGCUGGCCAUGCGCUACAGGAACCAAAAGGACCCGAGAGCGAACCCCAGUGCAUUCUUAUAGUCUCUCAGACCGUCUGUCCUAAACUACGUUUAGUGUAGUCCAGCUAUUCCAGUUCCCUUUUGCACAGGUAGAGUGGAGCGCACCAAGAGACAUUUAAAGCAUUAAACGCAGAACACAACCCACAGAUCCCCCCUCAACAAACUCACAUCUGCACAGCCGGUUCAGAACACGUUAGAUACAAACACAUCUAUUUUAAUGAUAGAUCUGACCCAUUUUCCACACAAGGUCUGCAGAGGGCUAAUUUAAACCAGCAGGAGGAGGUAUCAUGUAUGAUAGGAUGCUCGUUCUGGCACUUCCCCCAUCCUUGAUGUGAGAAGCUCUUCCUGUUUUCUGUAUGCAAACCGAAAAUCUGCAAUGUAAAGCCAUCGAUGUCUGCAUGUUCAUAGCCUCAGUUUCUUGUGACACAAUCAGCACACUUAUGUACACAUAGCCAGGUAUGUAGUGCCGAAAUGGUCCCUGUAGUUUCAGUGUAAAGGAAAGUUAACCCACAUAAACUAUGUUAAUGUUUAGUAUCAGUUAGUCAGGGUGAAAUUCUGUCAUGUAUCUCCCAGGAAAACCUCAUCCAGGUCCGAUUUGAAUGACCUGCGAAACACCUGUGUUUUGUGCAAUGGUAUAUGAAGUCCGUCUCAAUGAGGUGACGAGUCCAGCCUAUGGGAUAUUAGUUUAGGAUUUAGACGUAGAACGUGAAUAUUUAAGAAACACUUGUGUAACUGAGCCAUGUGAAUGGGAGGAUUUUCCCCUGCCGAUGGACUGCAGUCCUCCUGUUGUACAUAGUCUUUACCGUGACAGGGUCGACGUUCACCGAUUCUUUUGCAUUCUUAUUUAAACCAGCGAGAUCCUACCGCCUCAAUCGGGUCUCGCUGUUCUCACUGGACGUUUUAAGUUCUCCAUUUCCUUUGAAGCUUAGUAUUACUCAUGGAUAUAGUGUUUUAAUAUCUUAUGCAUUGUUUUGUGGACGUGUUUGUUGGCGUGCCAUUUACUCGGUCGGCUUGGUUUAAGCCUCAUGCACUAACUUGCGGUUUUUAUUAUUUGCAAUCAUGUAUCGCUUCUUUCCAGCUAUUUUUAAAAAGUACUAACGGCAUCAGGUCCAUAAUUUUAGCACUGAAUAAUGUGCCAAUUCAGUUAAAUCCUCCUUAGUUUGUGUUUUGCCAAAUCUCUUUCUUUCGUUGGUGCGCUUAUUUGUGCUAAUAGUGUUAAGUUGCCAUUAAAGUGUGCGUUUUUUGCAAUGUUGAACAUUGUUGUUGUAGAUAGAUCAUUGUGCACACGCAUAUGUUGAUUCCACAUGUCCAAUAUGUUCUUGUGUUAAUUUACUUACUCAUCUUAAUAGAGGAACAUACUGGCUGAUACUCACAGUCUUAACCGCUUUAGUUUCCGCCCCACAUGAUCGAGAAAAUGGGAACAUUGGAACAUUGGACCAUCACUCAGUACAGCUUAAAUGUGUUCUGCUUCACUUGGUCAUGGUAUUAUGAGCGUGUUUCACUGAUGGAUUUUGAAGAGGUGAAAUCAAUGUCUGUGCUAUAGUAGUUAUUUAUUGGCAUUGUGAGAAGGCCGCAGUACCCGACUUGGUGAGCUGUAAGCACCAUUUUCCCUGGAUUUGCCUUGUAUUUUUGAAACUGACUUUUCCAAUUAAAUAUUCUUAGAUCAA